Messenger RNA from Owenia fusiformis, 2787 nucleotides. The record is from the annotation of a GenBank genome assembly. NCBI's taxonomy places the organism in Eukaryota, Metazoa, Annelida, Polychaeta, Sabellida, Oweniidae.
GAAACGGAAGUAAUGAACGAAAACAUGUCGUCGAUUCAGUUUGAAAGUUCUCGCGCUAAAAAGAAAGAUAGAGAGGUAUUGAAGAAGGCAAGACAAGAAUACAUUGAUAAGGUGAGAGAGCAGUAUGAAGCAAAUGAACGUAAGAAAGAGCAGCGCAAGCUACGAGGGGAGGACACGUGGAUGCUGCCCUCUGUCAGUGAUCGUGUGGACCAAGAAGCAAAGGAGUUAGAAAGAAUAAAACACAAGAAAGUGAAGAAAGAAAAGAAACAUAAGAAAGAAAAGAAGAAAAAACACAAGAAACAGAAAGCUGAAUCAUCUGAUGGAUCAGAAUCGUCAGAAGAGGAAGCGAUGUGGGUAGAAAAGAGGGAGGAAGUCCAUUCAACUAAAGAGAUACCUGUUGUUAAAGGCCCAUCUAUGCCCCCUACCGCUCAGCGUGAUAGUUGGAUGGAAGCCCCAUUGGAUAUUAUUCCAACAUUGACUAGAGAUGAUAUAAGGCAUAAGAAGAAGAGAGAAGUUGAAGACGAAAAAGAGAGAAUGGGAGAAAACCUAUUAGAUAAGCCAGGUCAACAUUCUAAAGAACUUAAUCCAUACUGGAAAGAUGGUGGUAAGGGUCUCCCUGAGGAACAGCUUGCUGCUAAGAAGGCCAUGGCCCCAGUAAAUGCCCUGGGAGAUGGUGGUGUCCAAUGGCUGAAGAAGGCUUAUGAUAGGUGUGUUGAGCAGUCAAAGGAGGAGGGGAGAUCACUAGAGGAGGUAGCAGCAGAAAGAUGGGGGUCCAUAGAAGAGCUUGAAAUGAAAAUAUGUGAUGCAGAAAGAGCACAGCAGGAGAAACUAAACAAACAAGAUGAUCGGUCCCGGAGAUCUAGAUGCUCAAGGAGUAGAGACAGACAAAGGAGAAGAUCCAGAAGUAGAAGUCAAUCACCAUAUAGAAAUGAUCGAUCUCCAAAUAGACAUAAAUCCCCACAAAGGUCUAGACGCCGUUCUCGUAGUAGAGACAGAUCCUCUCGGAAAUAUGAGCAAUCCCCAAAGAGAUCUAGACAUCGAUCAAAAAGCAGGGACAGAUCACCAUAUAGAUCAACAGAUCGAAAAACUGACACUGAAAAAGACUCAAAGUUAAAAUCAAUUCGAAGCAGAUUUAUGAAACCAGGUGAGGCACCAAAAGAUUCAAACCCUAGACAAUCUGAGGAUGUACCAAGAUGGAAAAGGACCAGAGAAAGAAGCCCUGAAAGGCCCAGUUGGAAGAAGAAAGGCUUUCUAAAACCUGGAGAAAUGGAUCACAGCAAGGAGGAACGCUCAGAAGAUAGAGACAAUGAGAGGAGUCGUAAAGAUAAAGACAUUGAUAAAUAUGAAGAAAGGAGCCGAGGAAAAGAUAAGCAAGCAAAGGAUGAAAGGUUAAAUAAGGGAGGUAGUUGGAAGAGGGAUAAUAGGAAUGAUGACAAGAUAAUAGAUAAGGAGUAUUCAUCAUCAUCCUCAUCAGGUGCAGACUCUGACUCGGCUACAGGAAGUGAAAGUGAGGAUGAGGCCAAGCUAUCAGCUCCACCUAUAGUCCAGAAGAAGGUACUAACUGAGACAGAAAUGAAUCAAUUAGGAGCCAAAAUACUGAGAGCCGAAAUCAUGGGAAAUCAGUCACUGGCAGACUCACUGAAGCAAGAACUUGAGGAGGCUAGAAAAGUGAAGUCUGAACAUCCAGUCUCAUCUGCAAGUGUUGGGGCGAGUAAUAGCAAAAAGAAUGCUGAGCAGGAAGAAGUGGUUCUUACAAGAACUGAUAGAUCUGGAAUGGUCCGUCCGUUACAAGGGCAACAACAUCCUAUUGAAGCAAGGGGAGGCAGAAGGAAAAAACAAAAGGUGGCCACUCAUGACACGAAAGGUAAAAGGGAAAGAUAUUUUGCUGAUGAUGACAAGCACAGUCUUCACUCAAUGUUUGAAGCAGAGAAGCUUGGUACAGCUGAAGACUCUAAUGCAAUGUUUGCACGACUAGCUGGAAAGAGUGUUGAAAAGACGGAUGAUGAGUACCAGAUAGAUGAUGUAUUUGUAAAUAGAGCAAAUAAGAAAAUAUCUGAUUCCAAAACUGAGGAGCGGGAAAGAUCUAUGGCUAUCAAAGAGCAUCGUGAUACAGCCAAGGCCCUUGAUAACUGCACCCGCUGUUUGGAUCAUACUCACAAGCAUCUCAUCAUAUGUAUUGGUUCUAAGGUGUAUCUUAGUGUUCCACAAAAUAGAUCCAUGACUGAAGGCCAUUGUUUGAUAGUACCACUGCAGCAUGUCACAUGUGCAACUGCUUUGGAUGAAGAAGUCUGGGAGGAAAUUCAGGUAUUUAGAAAAGCUCUCACGAAGAUGUUUGAGACGGAAGAUAGAGAUUGUGUUUUCAUGGAAACAGCCAUGAAGUUCCGUCAACAGAGGCAUAUGGUGAUAGAGUGUAUACCCAUGGAGAGGGAGGUUGGAGAUAUGGCUCCUAUAUAUUUCAAGAAGGCCCUAAUGGAGUGUGAGAGUGAAUGGGCCCAGAACAAAAAGGUAGUUGACCUAAAAAACAGAGAUGUCCGUCGAGCAAUCCCCAAAGGUUUCCCAUACUUUAGCGUCGAUUUUGGACUUCAGAGUGGCUUUGCUCAUGUUAUAGAAGAUGAGCAGACUUUUCCACAUUAUUUUGGACGUGAAAUAAUUGGUGGAAUGAUUGACUGUGAUGUCAGAUUAUGGAAAAAGCCACCACGGGAAAGUUUUGAGGAUCAGAGACAAAAAGUUUUAAAGUUUGCUAAAACAUGGAAGAUAUUUGACAUCACCAAUAAGUCAGAUGAUUAG